Molecule: messenger RNA, 2237 nt
Organism: Linum trigynum
Lineage: Eukaryota; Viridiplantae; Streptophyta; Magnoliopsida; Malpighiales; Linaceae
Source: the annotation of a GenBank genome assembly
AAGAAAUUAUCUCAACUGGGUCCCACAAGGAAGGACCACCUCCUAGUCCUCCCCCAAAGACAACCUCUUCUCUUCUUGUCUUCUUCAGUUCUUUUCUUUCCCAUCAAGCUUACUAUCAGCAAACAGAAUUUACCCAGUUGCCCCUCUCUCCUUUCACUCCUCUUCCCAACAAUGGCCGCCAUUGAUUCUCCCCCACUUAAGCUACACGCCUUCCUGAUUGCAUUAGCCUCCAAGCUCUUCCUUCCAUGAAAAAAGUUCCACACUCUAAAGUCUAAACUCACUCACCAUCUAAAAAUAAUUUCCCCCGGAAAUUUCUCCUCUGGCUCCCGUAUAUAUAUCUCAUAGCCCGAACCCUUUUCACUUUAUCCCCUGAUCAUCAAAAACCCAUAAUUUUUCUUUUUCAAUCAAGAAAGAGAUAUGGAUCUGGAAGAGUGGGAAGUUCUCCCUCGAGACACAAGCUUCUUCGAUUUCGGUGACGAUGGCGGUGGCAAGAGGGUUUCAUCCCCUGCAAAAUCAUCGUCAAGGAGAGGUUCUUCUUCUACCUCCUCUCCUUCUUAUUCUUCUAUGAGCCCUAAUUAUACUGUUUUAGACAUGAAUUACUUCAUCUGCCCAUCUUCUCCACCUAAGAGCUCAAUCUCAAGGGUGGUGCUUCCCAUCGAAUUGGAACCAACAGAUCAAUCGACCCCGCCACAGGAGGAACAGCUCACAGAUUCUCGCAGUACUAGGACGAUGAUGGUGAUCCCAAAAGUUAGUAAAGUUCCAACCUUUACCGGAUCUGAUGAUGCUGCUGAUCAGGACUCCGUUUCCCAAGUUUUCUUCAAGAAGAUGACGGAGAAUGAAUUUGUCGACAUGAAACUGGACUCACCAAAGUCCCUAACCAAGUCAUCUUCAUCGUCAUCCCUUUUAUCCUCCCCCAAAUUUGAUGCUGGCAAGUUUGGCUUUGAGGACAGUAGUGAUACUAAUGAUCCAAGCUUGGAGAAGGAGGGAAUUCGGUGGGUAGAGGGUAGUGGCGGAAAUGGUGAUACUGGUGGUGGUUUGAACCUUUGGAAGUGGAGCUUGCACGGGGUUGGAGCCAUUUGUUCAUUUGGGAUUGCUGCUGCUACUGUUUGCAUCAUCAUCUUUGGCAAUCAUCAGAGGAACAAGCAGCAGAAGAGGGAGCAGCAGAUUAGGUUCCAGGUUUACACUGAUGACAAGAGGAUUAAGCAGGUGGUUUAACAUGCAACAAGGUUCAAUGAUGCUAUCUCAGCUGUGAGAGGGGUUCCCAUUGCAAGGGCUCAAGUCACAUUUGGUGGCUAUUAUGAUGGCAUUUAAAUCUUGUUUACUCAGUUUAUUGGGAUGGAUCACCCUAUAAUUAGGGUUUUGUACAUAUAAAUAUAAGUAUAGUAGCUAUCGUAGUGGAUGAUAAAUUUUUGUUUUUGCUUGAGAUAUUCAAUAUUCCAAUGUGUACCUGUUGGGGCCUUGUUUACACUUAAAAUAUUUUUGGCCUAAAUUCAAUGCCGUAAUAAUGAGUCUCGACAUUUAAUUCGAUAUCGCAUGGCCAAAACGAUGUCGUUUGGAGUCGAGCAAUACCGUGGAGAAAUUAAGCGAGACAUCGAAGAGGUUCGGCGGUACCGCGGUACUUGAAACGACAUUGGUUGUAGACCAUGUGUGAGUCAUGCGCAGGACAUGUGUUGCUGUUGGACAAGGAAUGUUUUUUAUUUUAUUUUUCCUUGUCGGAGGAGGAGAGUAACAACACCAUUGGGAGUCAAGUAAUGCUGCUGCGAAGAGAUAAAACAGUGCCGCGAACCUCAAAGCUCAACGGCAUCGCGAGACUGGGAAACGGUGUCGUUUGGCUAAAAACGGCACCGCGACAAGCGGUAUCGCGGUGAGUUAAAACGAUAUCGUGAAACAAAAAACAGUACCGCAAGGAAGCUCACCGGUACCGCGGCACUGGAAACGACACUGUUUACCAGAAAAUAGGAUGGGGGCCGCACACGUAGUAUUGGUGUUGGAAAAGGAGUUAUUGUUAUUAUUAUUUUUAUUCUUUGUCGGAAGGGGAGAAGCGGUACCGCAUGGAGACAACGGCAUCGCGGAGAAUUAAAACGGUACCGCGGAUGUAAAAACGAUGGCGCGAGAGGCCUCGAUAAGCGGUGCCGAUUAAAUAAAAAAAAUCAUAUCGGGUAAGUGAAGGGCCUAAAUUCCGCCUAGCCCAAUGCGAGUGGAAACUCUUGGCGGUUCAAUGAAUUGAAAUUUUUUGG